AUGAAGCCUCUCGGCUGCUACCUUCUCCUCCUCCUCCUUUUUGCUCUCCAUGCAAAAACUCGAGCCCACCGCCACCUCCUCAAGAUAUCAACCAAUCCACGUCUCGAUAGCGCGCGAAGUGCCCUCCAUGCUUGGAAGAAGUCCAUUCACUCCGACCCGUCGAAUUUCACCGCCAACUGGGUCGGCCAUGAUGUUUGCUCCUACAAUGGAGUUUUCUGUGCACCUGCGCUCGAUGAUCCUUCCCAAACAGUUGUUGCCGGCGUAGACCUCAACGGUGCCGACAUCGCCGGACACCUUCCCGACGAGAUCGGCGACUUGGCCGACAUUAGCCUCCUUCACCUCAACUCCAACCGAUUUUGUGGGGUCGUGCCCGAUUCUAUCUCCAAGCUAAAGUUGUUGUAUGAGCUCGAUCUUAGCAACAAUCGCCUCGUCGGGUCCUUCCCAGAGAUCGUCCUUGGCUUACCCAAGCUUAAGUACCUCGACCUCAGGUUCAAUGACUUCGAGGGACCCUUGCCGCCAAAGUUGUUCGAAAAGCCGCUUGAUGCUAUUUUCCUCAACAACAAUAGGUUCGUAUCAAUCAUCCCAGAGAGCAUCGGCAACUCGACCGCCUCAGUGGUCGUGCUGUCGGACAACAAGCUGACGGGAUGUAUCCCGAGCAGUAUAGGGAACAUGGCAGGAAAGUUAGACGAGUUGAUCGUGUCGGGGAACAAGCUCUCCGGAUGCCUUCCGGAGGAGAUCACACUACUUAACACGACCACGGUGUUCGACAUCAGUGCAAAUGAUCUCGUUGGGGACUUGCCGCAGGGCAUGGAGUACAUGCAGGGCGUGGAGGUCCUUAACAUUGCUAAGAACAAAUUCAGAAGCGACGUACCGGACACAGUAUGCACACUACCGAGCCUCAAGAACUUUACCUUCUCGUACAACUAUUUUGAUGCCAGAGACGAGGCUUGCUACCCCAAGGCGGUGACGGGGCUUGUGAUUGUUGAUAAAGAAAAUUGUUUUGCACAAGAGAAGAAACAGAGAUCCGAGAAAGAAUGCAAGAAAGUACUAAGCGAAAAGGUGGAUUGUGAGGCCACCGGAUGCAGAUCCCCCAUGGAUGGUGGAGCGCCGAAGCCUAAGCCUCCAAAGAAAGGAUCUCCACCAAAGCCAGAGCCCAACCCAAAUGCACCAAAUUCUAAGCCAGGUCAGGCGCCCAAACCUGCACCACAUCCAUAUAAGCCUUCUCCUUCACCUAAACAAACACCAAAGACAUCGGCACCCGCUCCCGAGCAAGUGAUUGUUUCCCCUCCAACUAAUAGUGGGAUACACAAGUCGCCUCCGCCACAACUUGCCUUACCAACACCAGUAUAUUCUCCUCCGCCUCCACCAGCCGCCCCUAUUUUCUCUCCCCCACCACAUAUCUAUUCCCAACCACCACCAUUGGUCCAAUCACCACCACCUCCACCGCCAGUCAACUCUCCACCGCCGCCAGUCCAAUCUCCACCACCUCCACCACCGCCAAAAUCAUCACCACCCGUCAACUCUCCACCACCGACAGUUCACUCAUCACCGCCCCUCAACUCUCCACCGCCAGUCCAAUCACCACCGCCCGUCAACUCUACACCACAACCAGUCCAAUCAUCACCACCGGUCAACUCUCCACAGCCAAUCCAAUCACCACGACCCGUCAACUCUCCCCCACCGCUAGUCCAAUCACCACCCCUCAUCAACUCUCCACCACCUACAUUCCAAUCACCACCACGCGUCAACACUCCACCACCAGUCCAAUCACCACCACCCGUCAACUCUCCACCAUGGUCGGCCCAAUCACCACCACCCAUCAACUCUCCACCAUCGUCGGUCCAAUCACCACCACCAGUCAACUCUCCACCGCCGCCAUUCCAGUCACCACCACCGCCAGUCAAGUCACCACCGCCGCCAGUACCCGUAAACUCUCCACCGCCGCCAGUACAAUCACCCCCGCCACCGCUCAUCCACUCUCCGCCACCACCGGUACAAUCACCUCCCCCACCACACCACUCUCCACCACCACCAGUCUAUUCUCCACCGCCGCCAGAGCAACCACCUAAUAGUCAACCACAUGGCCACUCUUCACCCCCACCAUCAACUUCACAGCCUCCACUAGUUGUCUCUCCACCUCCACCGGCCUUUUCGACUCCUCCUUCGCCGGUUAAUUCCCCACCGCCGCCACCUCAUGUGAUAUACCCACCAGUGAGAAUCCCGGGGCCGUUGGGCGCCAGUUACAAAUCCCCGCCACCUCCGGCCAUCCCAGGCUACUAA
Messenger RNA from Striga hermonthica, 2280 nucleotides. The record is from the annotation of a GenBank genome assembly. NCBI's taxonomy places the organism in Eukaryota, Viridiplantae, Streptophyta, Magnoliopsida, Lamiales, Orobanchaceae.